Myotis davidii is the source of this 1842-nucleotide messenger RNA. RefSeq names its product rhophilin, Rho GTPase binding protein 2 (gene RHPN2). Gene Ontology annotation, molecular function: protein binding. The record is from RefSeq and is a predicted model, not a curated record. Bases 1 to 1827 code for a protein of 608 amino acids. Gene Ontology annotation, biological process: signal transduction; negative regulation of stress fiber assembly. NCBI's taxonomy places the organism in Eukaryota, Metazoa, Chordata, Mammalia, Chiroptera, Vespertilionidae. The transcript has 14 exons.
AUGCAUCAAAUACUUGUAGCAGAUGCUCAGAAACUGUUCAACUAUAAGGACAUGGGUUGCAACCCCCUUGCACAAACUGGCCGAAGCAAACUGCAGAAUCAGAGGGCUGCCUUGAACCAACAGAUCCUGAAAGCUGUGCGGAUGAGAACGGGAGCAGAAAACCUUCUGAAAGCAGCCACGAACCACAAGGUACGCGAGCAGGUGCGCCUGGAACUGAGCUUUGUGAACUCAGACCUGCAGAUGCUCAAGGAAGAGCUGGAGGGGCUCAACAUCUCAGUGGGAGUCUAUCAGAGCACAGAGGAGACGUUUACAAUCCCGCUGAUUCCACUUGGCCUGAAGGAAACCAAGGAUGUUGACUUUUCAGUUGUUCUCAAGGAUUUUAUUCUGGAACACUACAGUGAAGAUAGCUACCUAUAUGAAGAUGAAAUAGCAGAUCUUAUGGAUCUGAGACAAGCUUGUAGGACGCCCAGCCGGGAUGAGGCCGGGGUUGAGCUGCUGAUGAGUUAUUUCCUCCAGUUGGGCUUUGUUGAGAGCCGAUUCUUCCCGCCUACCCGACAGAUGGGGAUCUUGUUUACAUGGUAUGACUCCCUGACCGGGGUUCCAGUCAGCCAGCAGAACUUGUUACUGGAGAAAGCCAGCAUUCUGUUUAACAUUGGAGCCCUCUACACACAGAUUGGGACCCGGUGUAACAGGCAGACGCAAGCUGGGCUGGAGGGGGCAAUGGAUGCGUUUCAGAAAGCCGCAGGGGUUUUAAACUACCUGAAAGAGACAUUUACUCACACACCGAGUUAUGACAUGAGUCCUGCCAUGCUCAGUGUGCUGGUCAAAAUGAUGCUUGUCCAGGCCCAAGAAACCGUGUUUGAGAAAAUCUGCCUUCCUGGGAUCCAGAAUGAGUUCUUCAUGCUGGUGAAGGUGGCUCAGGAGGCUGCCAAGGUGGGAGAGGUCUAUCAGCAGCUGCACGCGGCCAUGAGCCAGGCGCCAGUGAAGGAGAACAUCCCCUACUCCUGGGCCAGCGUGGCCUGUGUGAAGGCCCACCACUAUGGAGCUCUGGCCCACUACUUUGUAGCCACACUCCUCAUCGACCACCAAUUGAAGCCGGGUACAGAUGAAGACCACCAGGAGAAGUGCCUGUCCCAGCUCUAUGACCACAUGCCAGAGGGGCUGACGCCCUUGGCCACGCUGAAAAACGCGAACCAGCGCCGACACCUGGGCAAGUCCCAUCUGCGCAAAGCCAUUGCCCAUCACGAGGAGUCUGUGAGGGGAGUGAGCCUAUGCAAGAAGCUCCGCAACAUCGAGCUGCUGCAGGAGGUGCUGUCCGUGGCACACCAGCGAUCCCAGCUCAAAUACACUCAGCACCAGGAGGACGAUGACCUGAUGAACUUGAUCGAUGUUCCUGACAUUAUUUCUAAAACUGAGCGAGAGGUUGAAAUUACAGUGCCACAGUUCUCCACGGUGACAGCAACGGACUUCUUCCGGAAAUUGGGUCCUUUGUCGGUGUUUUCGGCCAACAAGAGAUGGACACCUCCUCGAAGCAUUCACUUCACUGUGGAAGAAGGGGACUUAGGGUUCACCUUGAGAGGAAAUUCUCCAGUUCAGGUCCACUUCCUGGAUCCUUACUGCGCUGCUGCGCUGGCAGGAGCCAAGGAAGGGGAUUAUAUUGUUUCCAUUCAAAAUGUGGAUUGUAAAUGGCUGACAGUGAGCGAGGUUAUGAAACUGCUGAAGAGCUUCGGCGAGGACGACAUUGAGAUGAAGGUUGUGAGCCUCCUGGACUCCACCUCAUCCAUGGUGAGGCUGACACCCCUGGUAGUAAAUAGCAAAGUGGGGUGAGGUUGGUGUAACCUC